Molecule: messenger RNA, 2205 nt
Organism: Closterium sp. NIES-65
Lineage: Eukaryota; Viridiplantae; Streptophyta; Zygnematophyceae; Desmidiales; Closteriaceae
Source: the annotation of a GenBank genome assembly
AUGACUUCUCUUCCGUCCCUCCGCGUCGUGUCUCACAGGGAAGUGCCUCCCGAGGUCUACUCUCUGCUGGACGACGUUCCUCAGUCCGAGAAGUGGUGGGAGGCCGUGGAGUUACAGAAGGUGCUGCUGGCGCGCAACAGCCUGACCCACAUCUCAGAGGAGAUCGGCCGCCUGCCCUGCCUCACGUGGCUUGACGUCAGCUACAAUGCCCUGCCCCGCCUGCCUGCUGCUGUCGGCAAGCUAGUGGAGCUCAAGAGUCUGCUGGCGAGCCACAACAAGCUGGAGUGCCUGCCAGAGGAGAUCGGCGGUGCAGCGAACCUGGUCAAGCUGGACGUCUCCCAUAACGUGCUGGAAGGGCUGCCUGCUGCUCUUGCCGCCUGCACACUCCUCGCCCACCUCGAGGCAUGCUCCAACCGCAUUGCUUCCCUGCCAGCCUCCUUGGGUUCAUGCACUGCUCUCUCUCAUCUCAAUCUCGAGAACAACCAGCUGCAGAGCAUCCCCUCGCCUCUGCUCUCCUCACUCCGCAACCUCAGGCAUCUCGACCUUGGGCGCAACAAGCUGCAGUCUCUCCCGGACGACAUAGGAGCCCUCUCGUCACUCCUACACCUCAACGCCUUUCAGAACUGCCUUGUUUCUGUUCCAUCGACCAUCAGCGGCUGCAUCUCCCUGCUGGAGUUGCACCUGGGCCGCAACAAGCUCAAGCAGCUGCCAGUGGAAAUCGGCCACCUGCCUUCACUUGUUACUCUCUCCGUGCCCUCCAAUAAAGUCUGCUCUCACAUGCGUGUGCUGGAGGACCUGCCCCCGUCACUGCGCCGCCUGAGCAUCCAGGCUAUUGAUGUCUCCGACAAUGACCUUCCCACCCUGCCCGCCUGGCUUGGUAGCAUGACAUCGCUGCAGAGGGUCGCAGCAGCAGGCAAUCCCAUCAGAACCAUCCGAAGCACGCUCAUCAACGGACCGGCCAAGAACCUCCUGGACUAUCUGCGCUCUCGCCUCCCUGCUGCUUCUGCUGAUGACCAUGAUUCAGAUUCUGCCAGCGCUUCUGCACCUGCUGCACUGCGUGAGCUGACUCUGGAAUCACCACCUGCUGCUGCUUCUGCUGCUGCUGCGCCUGCCGCUGCUGCUGCUGCUGCUGCACCGGCUGCUUCUGUGACUGCUGCUGAAGCAGGCAUGGUGCCACAGACCUUGCAAUCAAGGCAGAGCGAGGAGAUCAUGAGUGGAUCAGGAGACACGGUGGACAGAGCAGGAGAGGUGGAAAGAGGGGUGGACAGAGCAGGAGAGGUGGAAAGAGGGGUGGAGGGGGAGGGGGAUGCGGUGGCGGCUGCAGAAGCAGCAAUGGCAGAGCCAUGGCUGAGGGAGUGCUUUGAGGGAGGGGCCCUCCAGUUGUCAAAGAAGGGCUUAUCAGAGCUGCCACGUGGCAUCGCGGCAUUGGCUGCGGGUGACAUCCCUCUGACGUCCAUCAUCGCCUCUCACAACUCCCUCACCUCGCUGCCCUUCUUCCUCUCAGCUUGUACCUCCCUCACUGAGCUAGACCUGUCAACCAAUAAGAUUGCAGCCUGGCCUUCUCUUGCCCUGCGCUCGCUCCCAUCGCUCCGCACCCUCUCCCUCGCCAACAACCCCGUGGGGCAGGUGAGGCUGGGGCAGGUGGGGCUGGGGCAGGUGAGGCUGGGGCGGCUGCCCCUGACAGCGCCACAGGACAUCUCCACGUUGCAGUGCCUGAAUCUUUCCGGCUGCUGCUCUCCCUCCUCCGCGCCACUGCUACCACCCUCCUUCUCCCUGGCCGCCCUUCCACGCCUCACAGAGCUGCACCUCAGUCGACUCAAAGGUCAUCUCCUCCACGCGCCACUGCUCGUGCCCUCCUUCUCCCUGGCCGCCCUUCCGCGCCUCACAGAGCUGCACCUGCACCUCAGGGGCAAUCGCCUUACUGCCUUUCCCGCAGGCUUUGACUCUCUCCCCUCCCUUCGAGUCCUCAAUCUCUCACAGAAUCAAAUCGAAUCCAUACCCGUUGAAGUGACCCGGUUGACCCGAUUGGAGUCGCUCGACGUUUCAGACAACAACAUUCCCAUGCUGCCUCCCAAACUUGGCUUGAUGAAGACUCUCUCUCUCCUUCGAGUCGACGGCAACCCCAUUCGCACUAUCAGGUGGAGCAUCAUAAACGGUGGCACCAAAGCGCUUCUGGCAUACCUUGAAGACCGCAUCCCUGCUUGA